UUUCAGCGCUUCGGUAACCAACAGUCAAGCUAAUCAAAGCGUUAAAACAUUUUGGCAAUUGUGUAUCUUUUCAAAACAUUUACCACCAAUCAUAUCUAAACAAAAUGGGCUGCAAGGGCUGUGGAAAUAACUGCAAGUGCUCGUCGCAACAGUGUGGCGACAACUGUGCCUGCAACAGGGACUGCAACUGCGUCUGCAAAAAUGGUUCCAAGGAUCAAUGCUGCAGCAAGAAGUAAAGAGUACACACUCCCGAACAAUGUAAAGUAGCUGAUGGGCCCACCAUACCUAACAGUAUUAGCACAUUUCACAAUUUGUAUAACUAAAAUGCAAUAAAUAUAUUUGGUUUCAAACAAA
Molecule: messenger RNA, 354 nt
Organism: Scaptodrosophila lebanonensis
Lineage: Eukaryota; Metazoa; Arthropoda; Insecta; Diptera; Drosophilidae
Product: metallothionein-2-like
Exons: 2
Coding region: 105-236 (43 amino acids)
Molecular function (GO): metal ion binding
Source: RefSeq, a predicted model, not a curated record